Aspergillus melleus is the source of this 3249-nucleotide messenger RNA. RefSeq names its product flavodoxin and radical SAM domain protein (gene YPO7). NCBI's taxonomy places the organism in Eukaryota, Fungi, Ascomycota, Eurotiomycetes, Eurotiales, Aspergillaceae. The record is from RefSeq and is a predicted model, not a curated record. Gene Ontology annotation, molecular function: FMN binding; catalytic activity; 4 iron, 4 sulfur cluster binding. The transcript has 3 exons. The coding region runs from base 250 to 2601 and encodes 783 amino acids. Gene Ontology annotation, biological process: wybutosine biosynthetic process.
CGACGGUUUCGUUACGGUCGCUGAUAGUGUUGGACUGUCUUGGAUAUUGGCCUCUCGGCGCAUUAUCAUCCCUUGUCUUUUGCCACGGCAGUUGCAUUUCACUAAGGUCUCCGGAACGGUGUCUGCGAUGCCUCAGAGGGCUCCCCUCCAUUGCCCCUCUUGAAUUUCGACCGCGCUUCAUACGCGCUGGAAUUACUUUUCCUUCGACUGAAGAAUAUCAAGCGACCGGCUGAAUUCCCGUUCGCAAUCAUGGGAGCGUCUUUGACCGAAGGUCUAUUGACCUUCUGGCACUCCUACCGUCUCCAUUUCUUCGUGGCCCUGUUCGCCAUCUUCGUCCUCGCUCGAGUCUAUCGCACCGUUCAACCUAAGUCGAAAACCGCCUCCGCCUCGUCAAUCCCGUCGUCCCCCCGCAGCCAGUCCCCCGGAAAAGACGAGAAAGAGAAGCUCAGAGACACGAAACCCCAGACGACGGAGAAGAACGACGUCCAGGUUCCUGCGGCCAAUGAGACAGCUACGAAACCCGCAUCUGGCCCUAAGAGGGUGUCUGGAAAGAAACCGCUGAAGGUUGCGGGACGACGUGGAGGAUCGGAUCAAGGAACGCCUUUGUCCUUCAUCCAGCCCAUCGUGUUCUAUGCCUCGUUGACUGCCACCACCGAAAGAUACGCCCAGGUGUUGAUGGAGGACCUACGUGCUGCUGCGCAGAAACAGGCCGAUCCCGAGAAUCGCGAGCGCGGUAUCCUUCCGCCUAAACUGGAGGACCUGUCUUAUAUCGACUUCGACGACUACUUUACGACGGCUCCCAAGCCUCCCGCAAACUCUCCCGGAACUCGCUACAUGUACUGCUUGCUGAUUCCGACCUAUAACAUCGAUACCGUUCUCAACACCUUCCUGGGCCACCUGGAGGAGACUCAUCACGAUUUCCGCAUCGACACCGGCUCGUUGUCAACAUUGGCUGGCUUCUCCGUCUUCGGGUUCGGUGAUAAGGAAGGUUGGCCUACAGAGGAGGAAGGCUUCUGCUCUCAGGCUAAGGAGCUCGACCGAUGGAUGGCCAAACUCACCGGUCGGAAGCGGGCUUAUCCUCUUGGAUUGGGUGACGUGAAGAGCGACGCCGAGUCUGCGCUGAAAGAAUGGUCCCAGGGAUUGCAGGAAAUCCUUUCGGAUAUUGUGAAGAAUGGCAGUCUGGGCGAAGGUGUUCCCGGUAGUGGCGACGCCCUGGAGAGUGAUGAAGAGGACGUGGACGAGUCCUCGGACGAGGGCAAGCCGAAAAGCCGGAAGAAGGCCCAGACCGUGGUUGACUUGGAAGACAUUAAAAUGUCUGCGGAUCCCCAAGGAGGAUCGGGCGCGCCUAUCCCCGUUGACUUCACCACUGGCGGCAAAGAGCCCGCGCCGAAUAGCCAGUCGACAGGAAAAGAAAUGGUUCCCAAGACGUCGCCUACUUACGCUGCGUUGACGAAGCAGGGCUAUACGAUCGUUGGCUCGCACUCCGGCGUGAAGAUUUGCCGUUGGACCAAGUCUGCCCUACGUGGCCGCGGUUCGUGCUACAAGUAUUCUUUCUAUGGUAUUCGAUCUCAUCUGUGUAUGGAGGCGACCCCGUCGCUCUCCUGCAGCAACAAGUGUAUCUUCUGCUGGCGACACGGCACUAACCCCGUUGGAACUACCUGGCGCUGGAAGGUUGAUUCUCCCGAGCUGAUUUUCCAAGGUGUGAAAGAGGGCCACUACAAGAAGAUCAAGAUGAUGCGUGGUGUGCCUGGUGUUCGCGCCGAGAGAUUCGCGGAAGCCAUGCGUAUUCGUCACUGCGCCCUCAGUCUGGUCGGUGAGCCCAUCUUCUACCCGCACAUCAAUGAGUUCUUGGAGAUGUUGCACGCGGAACACAUUUCCAGUUUCCUCGUGUGUAACGCCCAGCACCCCGAUCAGCUGGAAAACCUGAAGCGCGUCACACAACUGUACGUGUCCAUCGACGCGAGCAACCGCGAGAGUCUGCGUAAGAUCGAUCGCCCCUUGCACCGCGAUUUCUGGGAGCGAUUCCAGCGCUGCCUGGACAUCUUGCGCGAAAAGCGUCACGUCCAGCGUACCGUCUUCCGUCUUACGUUGGUCAAGGGCUUCAACGUCGACGACGAAGUCAUUGGAUACGCCAACCUCGUCGAGAAGGCUUUGCCGUGCUUUGUUGAGAUCAAGGGUGUGACGUACUGUGGCACCAGCACCAGCGCCGGUGCCGGUCUGACCAUGCAAAACGUUCCCUUCUACGAAGAGAUUGCUGCGUUCGUUGUCGCCCUCAACAAGGAAUUGGAACGCCGUGGUCUCAAGUAUGGCAUUGCUGCAGAGCAUGCACACAGUUGCUGCGUGUUGAUCGCAUCGGAGCGAUUCCACGUAAAUGGUAAGUGGCAUUCUCGCAUCGACUAUGAUCGCUUCUUCGAGUUGCUGGAGAAGGAGAAGGCCGACGGUACCUCCUUCACCCCUGAGGAUUACAUGAGAGAGACCGAGGAAUGGGCCCAGUGGGGCAACGGUGGUUUCGACCCGAACGACGAGCGAGUUUAUAAAAAGGGUAAAAAUAAGGCUAUCCAGCCUGCUGAGACCGCGCCUGCCCAGGCUCUAGACUUUUAAUCUUUCAUCGACCAACACAUACAUCAAACUUGGUUGUAUGAUCGACUAUCAUGAUUUAUGGAAAAGACUUUGGCACCCAAAUUAUGCGGUCAUUAGCAUUGGUGAUUGGAUGCGCUCGACGCUAUUCUAACAUCGAAGUUGGUUUUUUUAGUAUGAGGUCUCGGACCAGCCCAGCCACUUUCAUGCUGUGAACCCAGACCUUUCUUACGUUGUGAACAUUGCUGCAAUGUUUCAAUCGCUAUUCUGCAUACGCCAAAAAGGAACGCAAAAAAUGAUGUAUAUACAUAGCUUGAAUUCACGAUACCUUUUUUUGUUCUUUUGGAUGUUUGGAUGAUUGAAUUUCACGCGUGCCCAUCUCAACCUGAUCAAGCAGAAUCUGUCCUCUCUUCAACCCACCCUUUAAACUUCCUCGUGGACAACCCCAUCUCAAACAUCCUAUCAAUCUCCAUGGGCCUCCGAUCCUUCAUCUCCGGAACAAACAGCCACGUGCCUGCCAGCGCAAGGAUACAAAAACCCGUAUACACGAAGCCGGUUUUCGCACGCAGCGCGCCCUCGUCAGGGUUAAAUAUACCCUGCGUUUUGGCUCGUAGACACAGCGCCGAGGCUUCGGCUGCCACGACGUACGAGGCGGGCCAAGUGCUGAGACCG